Mesorhabditis spiculigera is the source of this 349-nucleotide messenger RNA. NCBI's taxonomy places the organism in Eukaryota, Metazoa, Nematoda, Chromadorea, Rhabditida, Rhabditidae. The record is from the annotation of a GenBank genome assembly.
AUCGCGCGCCAUCAUCGAGGACGGCAGCCGUGUUUUAGUGCAUUGCGUAGCCGGGGUAUCCCGCUCGGCCUCCAUCGUCCUGGCCUACCUUACAAAAUACCACUGCCGUUCGCUACGUGACGCUUACCAUUUGAUGAAAAUGAAGCGCCCGCUUGUCAGGCCGAACCUUGGAUUCUGGCGCCAGUUGAUCGCUUUUGAGCAGAACAUCAAAGAAACCCCGGGCUCCGUGCGCCUCGUCACGAGGAGCACCACCAUAGUCCCACCGACGAAGAGCGUGCCACUGACGAGGGCAGAAGCCGGCGGAAUUCCGGAAAAUCGGCGAGAAUUCGCGGUUCUCGAGCCGCUCGGG